CAGCAUGGUAUGUGUACUGGAGAUGCAGAAACCAUGUAGCAGAAAGCUUUGAGCAGUUGUGGAUUAUCAGUUUCUCCCAACAGCAAUAAGAAGUGAAGAAUGAAGGCGACUGGAUUUAUUUCCCUAUGGACGUUGGUUUCACUGCCUUGUGGCCAGUUAGCAAAUCCUGCAGAACAUGAAGAUGUAGUAAAGCAUGCAAUAAAGCUGCACCGUGGGAAAGGAGCUGUUAUCACUCAAAGAAAACAGUGGGUGUUGGAUAGCUGCAGGAAACUAUCUGGUCUUCUUCGCCAAAAGAAUGUUGUUCUCAACAAACUGAAAAAUGCUAUAAGAGCGGUCGAAAAGGAUGCAGGACUGUCAGAUGAAGAGAAACUUUUUCAGGUGCAUACCUUUGAAAUUUUCCAAAAGGAGCUAAAUGAAAGUGAAAACUCAGUCUUCCAAGCAAUCCAUGGCCUCCAGAGAGCUCUACAGGGUGAUUACAAAGAUGUUGUAAAUAUGAAAGAAAGCAGUAGACAGAGACUGGAAGCCUUGAGAGAAGCUGCAAUUAAGGAAGAAAUGGAAUACGUCGAACUCUUAGCAGCAGAAAAACAUCAGGUUGAAGCCCUUAAGAACAUGCAGCAUCAAAACAAAAGCCUGUCCAUGCUUGAUGAAAUUCUAGAAGAUGUCAGGAAAGCAGCUGAUAGAUUGGAAGAGGAAAUAGAAGAGCAUGCCUUUGAUGACAACAAAUCUGUAAAAGGUGUUAACUUUGAAGCAGUUUUAAGGGUGGAAGAAGAUGAAGCCAACUCCAAAAUAAAUGCUUCAAAAAGAGAAGUAGAGGAUGACUUAGGCCUUAGUAUGCUUAUUGAUUCCCAGAACAAUCAGUAUAUUCUUACCAAGCCCAGAGAUUCAACCAUUCCUCGUGCUGAUCAUCAUUUCAUAAAGGAUAUUGUGACAAUAGGAAUGUUGUCUUUGCCAUGUGGCUGGCUGUGCACAACAAUAGGAUUGCCAACCAUGUUUGGGUAUAUAAUCUGCGGAGUACUACUAGGACCAUCAGGACUAAAUAGUAUCAAGUCUAUUGUGCAGGUGGAGACGUUAGGAGAGUUUGGUGUAUUCUUCACUCUCUUUCUAGUUGGUCUGGAAUUUUCUCCUGAAAGAUUAAGAAAGGUAUGGAAAAUAUCUUUGCAAGGACCCUGUUACAUGACGGUUCUGAUGAUUGCCUUUGGUUUACUGUGGGGACACUUGCUCCAAAUUAGACCAACACAAAGUGUCUUCAUUUCCACUUGUUUAUCUUUAUCAAGCACGCCAUUGGUGUCAAGAUUCCUUGCAGGUAGUGUUCGAGGAGAUAAAGAAGGGGAUAUUGACUACAGUAGCGUACUACUUGGCAUGUUGGUGAUGCAGGAUGUGCAGCUUGGUUUAUUUAUAGCUGUCAUGCCUACACUUAUUCAAGCAGGAGUGAGCACAUAUUCCAGCAUUUUCAAGGAAAUACUGAGAAUACUGAUACUGAUUGGCCAAAUUCUGUUUUCUCUGGCUGCUGUUUUUCUUAUAUGUCUUGUUAUAAAGACUUAUCUCAUAGGACCGUAUUAUCGCAAGUUGCAUGCAGAAAGCAAAGGGAAUAAAGAAAUCCUCAUUCUAGGAAUAACUGCAUUCAUCUUCCUUAUGUUAACGAUCACAGAGCUGUUGGAUGUUUCAAUGGAGCUGGGAUGCUUCUUAGCUGGAGCUCUGAUCUCUUCGCAGGGUCACAUGGUUACUGAGGAGAUUAUGUCCUGUGUUGAACCAAUACGUGACUUUCUUGCCAUCAUUUUCUUUGCAUCCAUAGGUAACUUCUAA
Phaethon lepturus (White-tailed tropicbird) is the source of this 1803-nucleotide messenger RNA. It is a transcript of the gene SLC9D1, whose product is annotated as transmembrane and coiled-coil domains 3. Gene Ontology annotation, biological process: proton transmembrane transport; potassium ion transmembrane transport. Gene Ontology annotation, cellular component: membrane. Gene Ontology annotation, molecular function: potassium:proton antiporter activity. The record is from RefSeq and is a predicted model, not a curated record. Lineage: Eukaryota; Metazoa; Chordata; Aves; Phaethontiformes; Phaethontidae. The transcript has 9 exons. The coding region runs from base 100 to 1803 and encodes 567 amino acids.